AUGAAUAGCAUUUACAUUACAUACUAUAUUUUAUUAACAAAUGCCUACUCUUAUCAAUCAAGUUUGGGUAAUGGGCCUAGAUCAUUUUGGAAUUCUUUAACAGAUUUAACAGAUGGUAUACAGGAUAUCUUGCAAAUGUAUGGAACUAGACCAAACAUUAAUUCAAGUGUCCUUCCAGAAGUCGAAAAUUCGAUGACUAUAUCAACUGGAUUACCUGGAACGAGGUUUCAACCAAUAGUUGAUCAGAAUAUUGCAGACAUUUGCAUUCCUAUGAUGCAAUGUAAUAGAACUUCACGUUAUCGGACAAUCAAUGGAUCAUGCAAUAACCUUAUGUUUCCGAUGUGGGGUUUAACUGGUACUGCCCUUGUCAGAUUGAUUCCUGCUUUAUAUCAAGAUGGUUUACACCAACCGAGAAUGUCAGUUACUGGAAGACCAUUACCUAAUGUUAGAGAUUUAAGAAAUGGAUUAUUGUACAACAAAAAUACUCCAGAUCAUAUAAAUACUUUAAUAGUUAUGGAAUGGGGCCAGAUCAUAUCUCAUGAUACAACUCAUAUUUCUGUUUUACCAGUAAGUAGCUUAGGGGAUCUCCAAUGUUGUAUUAACAACACAUACCCUGCUAUGGUAACAGAACUUCCAGCACAGUGUAUGCCUAUUCAAGUACCUGUGGAUGAUCCUUAUUUUAGCAGGUUCAACCAAACAUGUCUAAACUUCAUUCGAUCUGUUACAACAACUGACUAUGGAUGUAGCCUUGUACCACAGCAGCAGUUAGCUAUGGUAACACAUUUUGUAGAUGCUUCUUUUAUCUAUGGGUCUACUGAUUACAUUGCAAAUCUAAUAAGAAAUGGAACAGGUGGUAAACUUGCUGUGCAGAGAACUCCAGAUGGAAGGGAAUUUCCUCCUAAUGUGCCAAAUGCUACUCAUUACUGUGAUGUGUCUAUGGACAGUGAGACUUGUUAUCUAGCAGGAGAUUCACGGGUAAAUCAAAACACAGAUGUUUCCAUAAUUCAUAUUGUAUUUUUACGGGAACAUAACAAACUAUGCACUGAACUUUUGGCUUUGAACCCUCAUUGGGAUGAUGAGAGAUUAUAUCAAGAAGCAAGAAGAAUUGUAGUCGCAGCUGUUCAGAGGAUAACUUACUCAGACUUCUUAAUCGUUAUGUUGGGUGUAGUAUUAAUUUUCAGAAAGGACAGAACUACUCCAGCAGAAACCGAAUUUCAGAUUAUGACUUUGAUGAAUUAUAUAAUGGCUAUGAAGCUUUGUUAA
Messenger RNA from Nezara viridula (southern green stink bug), 1263 nucleotides. The record is from the annotation of a GenBank genome assembly. Lineage: Eukaryota; Metazoa; Arthropoda; Insecta; Hemiptera; Pentatomidae.